UCGCCUUCUCCGGAUCUUGCGGGUAGCUCGCAUGCCCCUGCCCUCGCCCGAUGGGCAUGACCUUUCUACUCUGCGACACGCGCCCGCCGUGCACACCGCGGCGAACCUCAGACAGGCCAUCUUCUGUUCCUGCGCGCAGAGCGCCCCGCACCCCGGACCGGACCGCCGUGCACCCCUGCGCAUCUGGUGCCACAUCUGCCUAGCCAUCUGCCCGUUAAUCUUGUGCGCGAGAGCCUGGGCGUGGCGGGUCCGCGCCGCCGCGCUCGAUCGCAACGUCAUGCGCUGCACCAUUGAACGACCCAGGACGGCCCCUGCAGCUUCGACUUCGUGGGCUAUGAAAUCUAGGAUCGCCUGCGGGUCAUAUGGUGCGUUCUGGCCUGGACUCCUCGGAGUCGUUCGUCUGCACAGUGCACUCGUGGCGGGGUCGCGUACGGCAGCACGAGCUCGGAAGCGGACGCGGAGCACACAGAAGGAGGGGGGUGGCGUCAUUGACAUAGUGCCGCUGAGCCAGAACACAGUUUGCACACGGAUAGCUUGGAACAGCGGCCGGGAGUCCGAGUCGUGGUUGGACGACGACCGGCCCCGAUCACGGUUCUGCGAAUUCGUGCGGUGGGCAUGGUUCGAGUUCGCCGUGUCGGCGUUCUGGCUUCUCGGUGACUCGAUGGCUACUGCCCCCACUUGAGUCUCAUUGUAACUUGACUGGUGCGCGGUACGCACGCCGGCCCCUGUUUGCAGCCCUAACGCAUCUCCACCAGGGCCAGUGCGUGGCAGGGCGGGGCUUGGAGGUGUAGGUUCCUGUCGGGC
Messenger RNA from Rhodofomes roseus, 804 nucleotides. RefSeq lists its product as uncharacterized. Bases 32 to 682 code for a protein of 216 amino acids. The record is from RefSeq and is a predicted model, not a curated record. Lineage: Eukaryota; Fungi; Basidiomycota; Agaricomycetes; Polyporales; Fomitopsidaceae. The transcript has a single exon.